Coniophora puteana RWD-64-598 SS2 is the source of this 824-nucleotide messenger RNA. RefSeq lists its product as uncharacterized. The annotation marks the transcript as partial. The record is from RefSeq and is a predicted model, not a curated record. The transcript has a single exon. NCBI's taxonomy places the organism in Eukaryota, Fungi, Basidiomycota, Agaricomycetes, Boletales, Coniophoraceae.
AUGCAGCUAGUCGGAAGAGAGUUUGUCGCAAAGCAUCUACGGGAAAGCGUCAAUUCACACCUCCAGUGCAGCAGCGAAAGACACACAGACUUUCGUCCCGACGCCUUUGUCAAGUACGCUGUUUUGUCGCACAGAUGGUUUUCGGAGGAAGAAGAGGUCUCAGUAGAUGACUUCGGGAGGCUUAUGCACGGAGACGAUGACACGCUUGCUUUCAGGAAGAAACGUGGUUGGGCCAAGAUCACGAUGUUCUGCAGACAGGCGACGCAGCGACAUAUAGACUUCGCAUGGGUCGAUACGUGCUGUAUCGACAAGGCCAGCAGCGCCGAGCUCGACGAGAGCAUACGCUCAAUGUUCAGAUGGUACCGGAACGCGGCGGUUUGCAUGGUAUUGUUGGCGGAAACACAUACGGCCGCACAAGCGCAAGCGCAAGAUGCAAGUAACCACGAUGAGUGGUUUUCGCGUGGCUGGACGCUUCAGGAAUUGCUCGCACCUAGGUGUCUGAAGUUUUUCCUUGCGGACUGGACAGAGCUCACGAACAAGGAGAACGACAAGUCACUGCGGUCUCCGUACUUUGUGGAAAGGAUCACAGGCAUCACCAUCAAAGAGCUCUUGGACUUUGAGCCUGGCCCGGUCAAGGUCGACCAGCGCAUGUGCUGGGCUGCAAAACGGCGAACGAAGAGAGUGGAAGAUAUCGCGUACUCGCUCAUGGGCAUCUUCGACGUCAGCAUGUCAAUCGCGUACGGCGAAGGCGCCGAUCGUGCCUUCUGUCGCCUGCUAGAGGCGAUCAUCUUUGCCGGCGCAGACGUGUCGGUCCUCAACUGGGC